UUUAGAUUUUUUUCACCAUAAAAAGAGGAGGUUGGUGCGUGAAGCUUAUCCCGUCGCUAUAAAACCCAACAAUUACAAUAUCUCAGUUCUCAAAACAAUGGCUUCGACUCAGGGGGGCGACGAGAGAAGCGAGAUAGUUUUUUUCGAUCUUGAGACGGCGGUUCCGACCAAAGCGGGGAUACCUUUUGCGAUUUUGGAGUUUGGGGCUAUCUUAGUUUGUCCUAUGAAGCUAGUGGAGCUUCAUAGUUACUCCACUUUGGUUCGACCCACCGAUCUUUCUCUCAUAGCCACGCUCACGAAGCGACGAAGCGGUAUUACGCGCGACGGAGUUCUCUCUGCACCUACCUUCUCUGAAAUCGCCGAUAAAGUCUACGACAUUCUCCACGGACGAGUUUGGGCGGGACAUAACAUAAAGAGAUUUGAUUGUGUAAGAAUAAGAAACGCAUUUGCAGAAAUUGGUCUCUCUCCCCCGGAGCCGAAAGCUACCAUUGAUUCGCUUUCGUUGUUGUCUCAGAAGUUUGGGAAGAGAGCUGGUGACAUGAAGAUGGCAUCGCUUGCUACAUACUUCGGGCUAGGAGAUCAAACUCACAGGAGCUUAGAUGAUGUCCGGAUGAAUCUUGAAGUUGUCAAGUACUGUGCAACCGUCUUGUUUCUGGAGUCCAGUGUUCCUGACAUUCUUACAGACAUGAGCUGGUGUUCUCCAAGAAAAAGUCCGAGAACACGAAGUAAAGAGAAGUCACUGCCUAAUGGAGUCAGAGAAAACCAGACUUCAUCUUCUUCGAGUCCUAAAAGUGAUCCGAGUUCCUCUUCCGUAGAUGCCACAACCGUCAAAAACCAUCCCAUCAUUUCUCUUCUGACGGAAUGCUCAGAAAGUGAUACAUCUAGUUGUGAAAUAGAUCCAUCUGAUAUAACCACUUUAAUAAGCAAACUACAUAUUGGAAAUCUUGAGACAGAUGAUGCGUAUGAAGAGCCUGUUAGACAGCCGGGUGAAUCAAUCGAUCCCAAUACCAAAGAUGAAUCAUUUUUGGGCGUUGAUGAAGUAUCUGUUUCUAGCAUCAUAGCAAUCCCGUUUUAUCGUGGGAGUCUGAGAAUGAAGCUGUUUCACAACGACACCCCUCUACAUCUCUGUUGGUAUAGCUUGAAGAUUCGGUUUGGAAUCAGCCGGAAGUUUUUGGAUCAUGCAGGUCAUCCAAAGAUGAAUAUCGUUGUCGACAUACCUCCUGACUUAUGCAAGAUCUUGGACGCAUCCGAUGCUGCUGCACAUAACUUACUGAUUGACUCAAGCACAAGCUCAGAUUGGAGGCCUACCGUUAUGAGGAAAGAAGGUUUUACUAACUAUCCCACAGCCAGACUGCAAAUAAGCUCAGAAUCCAACGGAGAUGAUACCCGGUGUGAAAGUGGAACCCAGGUGUACCAAAAAGAAGAACCUUUGGGAACCAAUCAAAAGCUCGAUUUCAGUAGCGAUAAUUUUGAAAAGCUUCAGUCAGCGCUACUUCCAGGUACCCUGGUUGAUGCAUUCUUCUCACUCGAGUCUUACGAUUAUCAGAAAAUGGCAGGGCUACGUCUACUAGCUAGAAAGUUGGUAAUCCACCUGAAGAAGUGAUCUAGCCAAGGAAAAAUCAUUUCUUUCUCUUUCUGGUCAUUCGGUGAGCACUUUUGGUCAUUCCCAUUUUGUAUCAUGUAAUAUUAAGGAACAUCUUAGUCUCUGCUAACUCGUGAGAGAUUAGUUGCUAGGAGAAGGAAAUUAGUAUGUUCAGAAUCAUAUCUCUAGUACCGAUCAAUAGAGACACCACACUCAUAAUGUAACAGUCAUCCUGAUUAACACAGUCUAAUAUUAUUGAUUCUUAAAACAUUUCUUCCGAAGUUAGUACUUGCCAACGAGUUGAAGUGUCUGAAACUUGAAUAUAGCAGUCACGAGCAAUAACAAAAGUAUGAAAUUUCUCCAUAUAUUUGACUGAAGAAAACACAAAAACAUCUAUGGAAAAAAGAAUUUGCAGCUAAAGUAUUCUUGCAAACAACAA
This is a messenger RNA of Camelina sativa (false flax), 2021 nucleotides long. RefSeq names its product protein NEN3-like. The record is from RefSeq and is a predicted model, not a curated record. Lineage: Eukaryota; Viridiplantae; Streptophyta; Magnoliopsida; Brassicales; Brassicaceae. Gene Ontology annotation, molecular function: nucleic acid binding; 3'-5' exonuclease activity.